AUGGUGAGCCCAAAAUGUAUGCAAUUGGAAGAAGAAUUCAAAAGCUUGAUCAAGGUAUGGCUUUCAGUCAUAGCCUCACUAUGUUACUGUUAUUUCAUAUCAUCAAAAAUACCCAAAGGCUUGUUUAGGUUUCUCUCCAUUCUCCCAAUUUUGUACCUCUUCACCAUCCUACCUCUUCAACUCUCCACUGUCCUUCCAACAGGUAUCACUGCCUUCCUCAUCACUUGGCUCACCAACUUCAAACUCCUUCUCUUCACUUUUGAUUUGGGUCCACUCUCUUCUAACCCAUCAAAACCCCUUCCCCUUUUUCUCUCCUUUGCAUGCCUCCCAAUUAGACUCACCCAUAAACAAACAGACCCAUCUAACCAAAGUCCCUUCAAAUUAAAAUUGUAUCUCAUUCUUCCAAUCAAGGCCUUGCUUGUUAGUGUGCUACUAAUAGGCCUAAAUGAUCACAAACAAAAGUUUCACCCCAUUUUUAUUCUUGGCCUCUAUUGCACCAUUGUGUAUCUAUUGUUGGAUGUUAUUUUGGGACUAUGCAACAUUGUGAUCAAUGUUGCACUUGGAAUUGAGCUUGAGUUGCCGUCUGAUGAGCCUUAUUUAUCAACAUCAUUGCGUGAUUUCUGGGGAAGAAGGUGGAACCUUAUGGUAACACAUCUUCUGCGACACACUGUAUACAUGCCCGUGAGAUCAGUGAUGUCCAAUACCAUAUUGGGCACCCAGUGGGCUUCAGUGCCCGGAGUCAUGGCAUCUUUCUUAGUGUCUGGGCUAAUGCACGAGCUGCUAUUCUACUACUCCACACGUGCCACUCCCACGUGGGAGGUCACGUGCUUCUUUGUGCUCCAUGGGGUGUGCGUAGUCGUGGAGUUUUGUGUGAGGAAGCGAUCGGGCCACAAGGGGAGACUCCAUUGGGCCGCGUCGGGGCCCAUAACGGUGGCGUUUGUUAUAUCCACCGCUGCAUGGCUCUUCUUCCCACCGCUGUUGCGCGACGGCGUGGACGAGAGAUUGAUGAAGGAGUUCAAACAUGGAGUGGAUUGUAUGAUGCCAAAUUUUUACAGGUUCUAUUGA
Abrus precatorius (Indian licorice) is the source of this 1065-nucleotide messenger RNA. Its product is annotated as probable long-chain-alcohol O-fatty-acyltransferase 5. Lineage: Eukaryota; Viridiplantae; Streptophyta; Magnoliopsida; Fabales; Fabaceae. Gene Ontology annotation, biological process: lipid metabolic process. The transcript has a single exon. The record is from RefSeq and is a predicted model, not a curated record. Bases 1 to 1065 code for a protein of 354 amino acids.